ACCAUGGCGAGGGGGCGGGGUCAGGGCCCGCUCCGCCUGCCGCUUGGGUGAGGUAGCGGUCGGGUUGAUGGAGCCUGAGGGCCGGAGCAGUGAGCCGUGUUUUACCCGGCCUGGGGGGACCCUGUGUGGGGAUGAGUGGGGCCCCGAGGCUGAGCGCCUGGACUCUUCCUAUGGAUCCGUGUCUCUGAGCGGGCGGCUGGAGGAGGAGGAGGAGGAGGAGGAGGCCGGGGGGCCCGGGGCCCGGGGGACCGGGGAUGGCCCCGACCCCGGCCCCGACCCCGACCCCAAGGCCGACAGAGAGCGCCUCGACUCCUCGUACGGAUCUCAAUCCCUCAGUGAGUCGCUGAGUGAGGCUCUGCAGCGGGACUGCCGCCUGGGAGAGGCCGAGGACCGAGAACCGGGCCCUGGUCUAAAGGCCGGAGAACCGCUCAAUCCCUACACCUUCCUGGGGGAGGACGGAGACUCGAUCGUACACCUUGCAAUAAUCCACAAAGCUGAAGAGUGCGCCCUCCAUUUCAUUUCUUACUUCACAGUGGAAGUGUUGAACAUGCAGAACGAUCUGUUCCAGUCAGCCCUGCAUUUAGCCGUUUACACUGAGCAGCUGAACGUUAUACGUGAGCUCAUGCUGAAGGGGGUAAGUCUCGAUCAGCAAGACUGGAAUGGGAACACUCCGCUCCACCUGGCCUGUCAAUACCAGCUACUCGACUGUGUGAGGCUGCUGACAGGGAACAAGACGGGAAAGAAGCUGAACAUGGAACUCCAGAACUGGCAAGGUAGGACAUGCCUCCAUGUAGCAACUCUCACAAAGAACCAGGAGAUCAUAGCCGUGCUGCUACAAAAGGGAAGCAACAUUAACACCCAGGAUGGUCCGAGUGGGAAGACCUGUCUGCAUCUGUCUGUGGAGUCUGGGGAGCAGUCGCUCGUGCACUUCCUGCUGCGAAGAGGAGCCAGUGUUGAUGCAAUAAUGUAUAAUGGCUGCACUGCCCUGCACCUCGCUGUAGGCAGAUGGGACACCCAGACUGCAGACAUCCUGUGCCAGGCUGGGGCAGAUCCCCUGCUCCCCAAUGUGGAGGGGGACACCGCCCAGGACCUGGCCACUGGCAAUGUUGAUAUCCUUGCCUUGUUCCCAUUUGAUGAUAUUAAGUUGAUGGGGAGGCCAGUAACAUGCGCUGAAUUUUGAUGACUUGUUGGAUGCUAAAAGCCUCACGAGAGAUGGAGGUGGGCGUAGAUACGGUGCUUCACCAGGACUGCAGACUUGGUUCAAGUACUGGCUGAACAUUCAUCAUGAGUGAAUUGAUGAGCCACUGGGGUUUAGAGGUCGUGACCUCUUCACCCACACUGAAACCUCAAACUAGGAACUUUGGGAUGUGUUCGCUUUAACACCAUCUCCUAACCGUCCUGCCACAGGGCAAUACAAGAAAGAGGAAGGAGUUGUUACGUUUCUAUGGCAUCUUUCACAAUCUCAGGACGUCUCAAAAUGCUUUGCAGCCAGUGAAAUAUUUUUGUGAUUUUUUUGAGAGUGAUUAUUUCCGGAAUAUGGUAGCCAAUUUGAGCAUGGCAAGAUUCCACGAACAGCAUUGUGAUGUAGACCAGAUAGCCACUGUUAUUGAUGUAGGAUAAGGGAUAGAUAUUGAACUGGACACCAGGACAAUUCCCCUGUUCAAUUAAGAAUAAUGCCAUGGGAUCUUUUAUAUCCGAGAGCAUAAAUGGGGCCUUGGUUUAAUAUCUCAUCCUGGACUUGUUCAUUCCUGGUGUUCAUUUUCUUCUGUACACUGGUGGACUCAGUAAUAAACUUGAACUAACACCUG
Carcharodon carcharias (great white shark) is the source of this 1808-nucleotide messenger RNA. It is a transcript of the gene nfkbie, whose product is annotated as nuclear factor of kappa light polypeptide gene enhancer in B-cells inhibitor, epsilon. The transcript is spliced from 6 exons. The record is from RefSeq and is a predicted model, not a curated record. NCBI's taxonomy places the organism in Eukaryota, Metazoa, Chordata, Chondrichthyes, Lamniformes, Lamnidae. Gene Ontology annotation, molecular function: protein binding. Bases 68 to 1180 code for a protein of 370 amino acids.